This is a messenger RNA of Salvelinus sp. IW2-2015, 2174 nucleotides long. RefSeq names its product hyaluronan and proteoglycan link protein 4. NCBI's taxonomy places the organism in Eukaryota, Metazoa, Chordata, Actinopteri, Salmoniformes, Salmonidae. Gene Ontology annotation, biological process: glial cell differentiation; skeletal system development; positive regulation of neuroblast proliferation. The record is from RefSeq and is a predicted model, not a curated record. Gene Ontology annotation, molecular function: hyaluronic acid binding. Gene Ontology annotation, cellular component: perineuronal net; synapse.
AGUCAGCAGUUCCCCUGCACUGCCAAAAUCAAACAGCAAUACGACAGGACACGGCAGGCUAACUGCAGGAUAGAGAGCUAUGAGUCAAGUACUGCACCAUAUCAAUAACAGCCCAGCUGGAACAAACGACACACGGUCUAUCUAACUUCAGACAGACAGUAUUCUUGAAGAGAUAAUGCUCUCCUCACAGCCCCUGUCCUUGGGGACAGUGACCUGCUUGGUCCUAAUCUUUGGCCUCUAUGCGACCUCCCUCCCUACCGAUGCUGAGAAGGGAAGGAGGAAAGUUGUUCAUGUACUCGAGGAUGACACUGGGGCAGUGAUUGUUCAGACCGCCCCCGGUAAAGUGAUCACCCACCGGGGAGGCUCCAUCACCCUGCCCUGCCGCUACCACCACGAACCCGAGAGCUCCGACCCCAACCGCAUCCGCAUCAAGUGGACCAAGGUGACGGACGCGCUGGUGUUUGAGGAUGUGUUCGUUGCACUGGGCCUCCAGCAGAGGUUGUUCGGGUCGUAUCGGGGUCGUGUGUCCCUGGAGCAAAACGGACCGGGGGACGCCUCGGUCAUCAUCCACAACGUCACCUUGGAGGACUACGGACGCUACGAGUGUGAGGUCACCAACGACAUGGAGGAUGAUACGGGAUUCGUCAACCUCGAUCUUGAAGGUGUGGUGUUCCCCUACUAUCCCCGGGUGGGGCGCUACAAGCUCAACUACCACCAGGCUGAGGACGUGUGUAAGGAGCAGGAUGCUAUCCUGGCCUCCCAUGCCCAGCUCCACAAGGCCUGGCUGGAUGGACUGGACUGGUGCAACGCUGGCUGGCUGGAGGAUGGCUCCGUCCAGUACCCCAUCUCCCACUCCCGGGACCAGUGUGGCCGCAAGGACACCGCCGCAGGGGUACGCAACUACGGCUACAGACACAAAGAGGAUGAGCGCUAUGAUGCCUUCUGUUUCACCUCCAACCUCAAUGGUAAGGUGUAUUUCCUGAAGCGCUUUAAGAAGGUGAAUUAUUCUGAAGCAGUGAAGGCGUGCGUUCGUGAUGGCUCCGUGGUGGCCAAGACGGGCCAGCUCUAUGCUGCCUGGAAGAUCCAGCUGCUGGACCGCUGUGAAGCUGGCUGGCUGGAGGAUGCAAGCAUCCGCUACCCCAUCGUCAACCCACGUACCCGCUGCGGAGGGCCCCAACCGGGGGUCCGCCACCUGGGCUUCCCUGACUUGAAGUUCCGCCUCUACGGGGUCUACUGCUUCCGCACGAAUGAAGAGAGUGUUAAUGGUGAUGUGGUGAAGUCGACCCAGGGCCCAAGGAAGAGCAGCAAGGACAUCCCCAUGAAUACCACCUCCAGCAGAAUCAUCUAGAGAGAGACUGAGAGGAGGGUUAAGAUCACUGCCCGUACAACAUAGCUCCAUCCAUUGCUUUAACUAAACAACAUGGAUAAACAUCACUGACAACACAUGCUAAUUUGCAGGAUUCACCAGAAAGGGAAAGUAACUGCUUUGUUCAAUAAGGGGCGGAAUCUUUAUCUGUGGGAUUUCUCCUGUCUGGUGUUAAACGAGGUGCCAGUUUGUUGAGAGCGUUCCGUGCACCUUUCACUGUCUCAGAGAGGCUUAGCUAGUAACUGCAACUGAUCAUAACUUAUCACGCACAUCAAGAUUGGAAAGCCUUUCAUUAAAUAACUCCAUAGUUGACUAUGUGUCUAUUGGAGGCAUGGAGAGAGGCCACAUGCAUGAUGGGGUCUCAGACUCCACAGUGUGUUCUGGUCUCAAUGUGGCUUCAAUUCCAGAGAAAAAGGCCCUUUGCGAGAGGCACUCGACUUCAAGCAGUGCCAGCCGGAGAGAGUCAUAUUAAUUAGUGUGCAGUACAGACAGAGACAGAAAGACAGAGAUAAUUUACUAUGUCUGUCUGCGUGUAAUGAAUGUAGCACAUUAAGAGAUCCUCUCUCUCAGAGGCCUGAUUAGCAGAGACUGAUGAUGAGCUUAAUGCAGACUACUAAUGCCUGAUCAAUCUGUGAAUGUUGCCAGUUGCCAGCAUGAUGCCCAAGCUUUGCCUGGCAUGGCAGGGCACUGCUCAGAGGUGCCCUUUGAGUUUACUGCGCCCCCAGUCACCUGCCUCUGCGCACAAACUGGUUGAAUCAAUGAUGUUUCCAUGUCAUUUCAACAAAAAUAUGUAAUGUGAUGACAUUGA